Messenger RNA from Dicrocoelium dendriticum, 2403 nucleotides. Lineage: Eukaryota; Metazoa; Platyhelminthes; Trematoda; Plagiorchiida; Dicrocoeliidae. The record is from the annotation of a GenBank genome assembly.
GAACAUUGCCAAAAUCGCUUUGGAAUCGCUUUUGGAUUGUGUCGGCGGGUCACACAAACAGCUUGCCCCAGUAACGCUUGCAUUGAUGCACGCUUUUCAAAGUUGUGCGACAGCUUGUCGAAUGCGAACACAUUUUGCACUCACUACUCUCAUGUAUGGUAAAUCCGAGAGCAUGAACAUAUCAGAUCAAACAGCGCUGAAGACUGGCUAUCCCUUAGGUGGAGCAGCUAACCGCGCGGAAGCUUUACUGAGACAGUUUCUGCGGCUCUCGCCAACUACACUGUUUCCGGAAUACCAAACUUCUCUGCUGUAUAGCCUUCAUUCACAUCUUGAGCCAAGUUCAGCUUUGGAGUGCGUUGCAUGGAGUAUGGGGCUGAAGGCAGCACUGGGAGACCGAAGAACUUCGUCCCUCGGUGGUCUUUCCGAUGGAUCCGCAGACCACUGCUUCGAUUGCAGUCCUUGGUUGUCUGCGGUUAUGAGUGCUCUUUCAGAUUUCUCCACAGCCUGGCGCUCUACACAAGUCCCAGUUGCAAAUGUGCUGGAUUUACAUGAUAGCGUAUCAUCACAUUUAGCUUCCGGUUCGGCAUCCACUACACGACGAAGCCUUGGAUGGUAUUUCCUACUGCUCGAACACUCUACCGACUGUCGUUACUUAUAUCUCAGUGUCCCUCUUCUGGGUGACGGCAGUUUAUGUGACCUUUCUAGUCAAGGAAGCCGCAAGAGGUUCCCGUCUGCUGAUCAGUAUGUGCAUUAUCGACUUUCAACCAGUCGUUCGGAAGCUAUUGGAACGGCCUGGUCAUACAAACGCAUGCUUAAAAAUUUGAGUCAACAACUUCAGAAAAAAUCGAGUUGGAUGAGCACAUCUGUCACACAAAUUCCGUUGGAGUUAACUCCAAAAUCGCAAGAAUUGUGCUCCCUGUUGGACAUCAUUGCAAAAGCCUGGUUCAGAGCUUCCACUACUGCGUCUAGAGAUAAUUCGCCAUCGCUCCAAAGUUAUCUGGUAACAGUAGAAAACUCCUGUUCCGAAUCGGACUUACCAUCUGAUGGCCUGGUCAUUUUGCCAGACUUGUGGCUAGCCGAACUGCCCUUGGAAUGUCUCCUUAUGCACACGGUGUUGGAACAGAUUACCUGUUCUGUGUCACUUCAUGGUUCCCCGGAUGCCCUAUCAACUGACUCAGGACACACAGCCAAGAAGACAGUCAGAAGUGCAUCCGUUUCAAAAACUGGUAGCCACAUUCCUUUUAUUUGGAUUGCGAGAGAAUUCAGUUUGAUGUACCUGCAUUCCCGACUAUCGAGUGAUACAACCAGCAGGACGGAACUUUCGGUAGAAAACGCUUUCAAGGAUACCGCCCGUAAGACUGACACCCAUAGGAGUCAAAGUUCAAGGAUACACCCAAUUAUUCGAGGUCACAUGGAGAGAUCAGCUACGAGUAAUGCACCUAGAAAAAACCGUGUGUCACUUCGGGGAAAAAAUUUGCCUGGUUCAUUUCAAAUCAACUCGGCAACAAUGUGUCUGCUGGUUGAUCCACAUGGUGAUACGCUGUCUAUCGAAGAUGAGCACCCCAACGAUCCAACUACUUUUGAGCUCGGGAAAAAGAAGCUGCCCAACGCCACUAUUAAAGCUGGAGGCGCCACCAGUUCACAUUUGCCAGUCUCUUUCGAUUCACACCUAAAAAUACUCUUGGAUAGAGAAACCACAGAAUACCGGGAACUCACAAGUCACUGGAUACGUCUCAUUGGUAACAGGCCUGAAGGAUACAUCCCUUCUGCUGGCGAACUGAAUGUCCUUCUGUCUCAGCUGUCUAGUGGUUUCUUGGCAUAUUCCACUGUCGGUCUGGGUGAUAUUGUUCCACCUCCGAUGCUGCUGAACAUCUCACUUUCCAAUUGUUAUUUCGUUGGGCUCUUUGACCUGGUACACACUCCAUCCAGCGUGCAACGUUUGGGAAGAUCAACGUCAAAGAAGACCAUCCUGCAACGUGAAACAGAAAAUUCGCUUUCUAUGUCUGUCAUUCUUACACUCUCCGGAUGUCGGUCAGUUAUUCUGUCUCAGCAUCACACGACACUAAUGGAUCUGCAGUUACGUUUCGAACACUUUUUGGAAGCAGCGUUAGGUGCACGGCUUUCGGUUGGUCAGUCGGCAUUCCAUGCUCAGCUGAAGCGGCUACGGUCCGAAUUAAGCUCAGCAUUGGCGAUGUCUUCGACGAUCGGAUCGCAACUACCAGAAGCGUCCACAGCACCAGUGUAUCCAGAAGGCACUUUAAACAGAACAGAAGAAUCUGCUUUAGCACUAAACGACAUUGAACACAUACUGAUGAAAUGUUUCUGCAUGGCUAUUUAUGGUUUACCGAACAUUGUGUUUUCUUAAGCGAGAAAUCAUGCUACAAAAUUUGAAUAAAACGAUUG